Lotus japonicus is the source of this 1513-nucleotide messenger RNA. RefSeq names its product ataxin-3 homolog. Gene Ontology annotation, biological process: protein deubiquitination. Gene Ontology annotation, molecular function: cysteine-type deubiquitinase activity. Lineage: Eukaryota; Viridiplantae; Streptophyta; Magnoliopsida; Fabales; Fabaceae. The transcript has 2 exons. The record is from RefSeq and is a predicted model, not a curated record. Gene Ontology annotation, cellular component: nucleus. Bases 256 to 1293 code for a protein of 345 amino acids.
AACGACAGUUAGCAUUAGCAUAUCUUCCACUCCACCCAAAUUCCACAACAAUAAUGAAUACAAUUUUCCAUUUUCCAUUGAAUGAAAUUCAAUCCCUUCCUUUUUCAAUAUAAAUCCGAUCCCAAAUCGAAAACAAUAACAAACGAACGAACACUUCAAAUAAACACUCUGUUCUUAUUCUUGUCUUGUUUUUUAGGGUUUAGUUGUUGUUGUUGAUGUUGUUUCUGAUCGAAUUGAAUUGAAUUGAACAUUAUCAUGAUGAUGGAAGGAGCGAGCAAUGGAGGCAUGUUGUACCACGAGGUACAAGAGUCCAAGCUCUGCGCUGUGCAUUGUGUCAACACCGUGCUUCAAGGUCCCUUCUUCUCUGAAUUCGACUUGGCUGCUCUCGCUUCCGAUCUCGAUUGCAAGGAGCGUCAGAUGAUGAUGCUCCCUUCCCUUGCCUCCGGUGAUUUUCUAUCUCAUGAUUCCCAUAAUGUCUCCCUUGACGGUGAUUUCAGUAUCCAGGUCUUACAAAAGGCUCUGGAAGUGUGGGACCUGCAAGUUAUCCCUCUUGACUCUCCUGUUGCCGAGCCUGCCCAGAUCGAUCCUGAGCUGGAAAAUGCCUUCAUCUGUCACUUGCAAGACCACUGGUUUUGUAUCCGUAAAGUGAACGGGGAGUGGUAUAAUUUUGACAGCCUCUACGCAGCCCCACAGCACCUUUCCAAGUUCUACCUUGCAGCCUAUCUUGACUCUCUGAAAGGUUUCGGAUGGAGCAUAUUUCUGGUGAGAGGAAAUUUUCCGAAAGAGUUCCCCAUCUCCUCAUCUGAAGCUUCUAAUGGCUUCGGACAGUGGCUUUCACCUGAAGAUGCUGAGCGGAUAAUUAAAUCAUGCAGCUCAGUACAGGCUCCUCAACGGGUGAAUAAUGAGCGCCAACAGCGUCAGGAUCAGUUUCUGUCUCGCGAGGAAGCUGAUAUGUUUUCCGAGAUGGAGGAUGAGGAUCUAAAGGCCGCGAUAGCAGCUAGUCUGAUGGAUUCGGCCCCAGCUGUGACCAAUGCUGAAGCCAGUUCUCCUCAAAUUGGUGAUCAAAGUAGUAAGCAAGGAGCAACUACUGUAGCUAGCCCUCUGAAGGAUCAACACAACAAAACAGUGGAAUCCAUUGAAGCUGGUGUAGUUCUCAGUGAUCAAAGCAACAAACAUGGGGCGUCUAUGGAAGCUGCUAGUUCUCUUCAAAUUGAUCAGAACAACCAAGAAGUGGCAUCUACGGUAGGAGAUAGCCCUCAAGAUGAAAACAAGAAUAAAGAAAAUACCGUCUGAGAAAAGAGUCUGCUCCUCUAUUUGCUCCUUAUUUGUUUAUUUGAGGACAAUAAUUUAAUUCAUACCGGUUUAGGUGGUCGAAACAUACAUCAGUGGCUUAAUGUCAUGGAACUGUGCAGUAUACACAUUCUCAUUUCGAUUGCAUGAUGUAUAAACUGUAAGGAAAACCCUUCAGCAUUUCUUCUUGUUAUGAAUUAUGAUUAUUGACGAGUUUUGGCAA